Messenger RNA from Ostrea edulis (European flat oyster), 3251 nucleotides. RefSeq lists its product as uncharacterized. The record is from RefSeq and is a predicted model, not a curated record. The transcript is spliced from 9 exons. Lineage: Eukaryota; Metazoa; Mollusca; Bivalvia; Ostreida; Ostreidae. Bases 96 to 1238 code for a protein of 380 amino acids.
GUACUGAUAAUUGUAAGGGAAAUAAACAAACGUAAUUAUUUUUUGAAAAUCAAGAGAGAGAAAUAAUAUUGAAAUACUGUACUUCAUCUCCAGACAUGCUUCAUACAGCGGGGGAGAUGAAACGGUGUCUCCUCUUUCAUUCUGUAUUAUUCAUUGUGACCCUGUUUGUGACAGAGGCUAUAGGAUCAAACGAACAUCAUGUGGAUUGGUACACGGCCCUAGAAAAGUGCAAUGCAACAUAUACUUCUUAUCUAAUACCCCAAAGUUACAUAGAGGACCGCAAUCUUACCCAUGAUAUCGUCAGAGGGAUCGGACGCAACACUUCCGCCUGGGUGGAUGGGAACAUACAGGAGAUUGGAUGCAAUCCACAAAUGUGCCUGAGGAUGAAACGGAUUCUUGAACGAAAUGACAGAAAGAUGCCAUACAUAUGUGUGACGUCCAGAGGCUUCGACAUAAACUCGUCUGAGGUCACAUACACAACGGCCAAGAAGUUGUGUGAUUCAGCAAAACUCAAAUUUAAAGAUUGUCAUCCCAAGUACUUGUAUGAAGUGCUUCCAGGAAUGAGCGCUAGGAAUUCUGGGGCCUCUGUUGCAUUCUGGUUACCAAAUGUAGAAUUCUGCAGCAAUCAAGAUAUUGGCUGUGUUUACGUCAUAUCUCGAGACGAUGCAUCACUAGAGACAAUGUAUGGCAACUGUAGUAUUCCAAAGAUGGGCGUCUGUAUUAACAAAACAUAUAUAUCAGACUACCAAUUAUCAUUUGUGUUGGAAAUGACCGUGAAAAGGUUUCUGUUCAACAGACUGAACAAUGUGGGGACCACCAAAGAUGAAGAGGAAGAGGAAAUCGGAUCUAAAAAUCCAAUCAUCUAUGAGUGGGCAGAGUCUACAUCUAGCGCCGAUGCCCAUCUUCAGAAUGAAUCUGUAAAUAGCAACAACUCGGAAUUGAAGACUUUUCUUCCCUUCGUCAUCAGUGCUGUAAGCUUGAGUUUGGUUCUGGUAUCGAUCGGCAUCACUCUAGUGGUGUGGAAAAGAUUAUCAUACAAGGUGAAUGAUCCUGCGGAUACACGUUGUACCUGUGUUCCCCGUGCUCCAAAGCCAUCGACAAGCACGCCAAGAGGAAAAAAGAAAGACAAGAAAAAAGUGUAUGAGACUCUUCAUCUGGCUUCACAAGGUCAUCCGAUCAAUGUCACAGUCCCUCCUAGGGAGGAAGAAAAUCCAUACUCUGUAAUUUGUCAUGAAUGAAGAUGCGUUUGCUAGAUUCAAUGUGCAACUUUCGGAGAUACAGCGGCGACAAAUUCAAUGUUAACAUGAAGAGAAAAAAAGCCAGCAAUGUUUAGAUCAUGCCUUUACUUUUUGUCGAUAUAUACAUAGUACAAGAUUUCAGUUAGCAUCAAAAAGUACUUUUCGUCCAUUACUAGUAAAUCUUCUGAUUAUCACUUUAAGUAUGAAAUAUUAUGCAUAAUGUUUAUGAAUGGGAAUCAAACGUAGAUUUUAAGGAUAGGGAAAAUAUUGUCGUAUUUUGUUAUUGCUUGGAAGGUAGUAAAAAGGUCUGAUAACUUUAUGGCAUGAAAGAGAGGGCGAUGGUACCUUUUCUGUAUAUAUACUUCAAGAGGUAAAACAUAAAGUGUAUUCAGUUAUAACUUUACCUAAACAUUUUUUCCACUAUUUCUCAUUAUAAAUGAAAAUUAUGACUGUCUAAAUAAACUCCACCCGCAUCCAGGUAAAUCAACACGAAUAAUUUUUAAUCUCUGGCAAUUUCUGCGGUAUGUAUAACUGAAUGAAACAUAUUUCUUUUAUCGACAAUAAUUACAUUUCAACAUGUUGCUAUGAGAACCUUGAAAUUAUGUACAUCGUUGCGUAUUACCAACAUUCGAAACGUUGAAAAAUGAAAAUUUAAUUACAUAUACGAAUACGUGUAUGUAUGUAUAUGAAAAGUGAAGAUAAUGAACAAUCUCUUAAUAUAUGAAUUUUUCGCUAUGGAAAAAUCAUCCCCAUGAGUGUGAUUUUAUUUCUUUAUUUUUCCUCAUGUAUUUGUCAAUCAUCAAUGACACAAAAUUACUGACAUGUAAUACCUACGUAUGGAUGUUUUGAUCAAUAUCUCCCAUAGAUGUAUUGCUUGUAGGAGUUAUGAGAUUGAUCACUGUUCGUUAUCUUCACCUUGCAUAUAUGCAGAAUAUCGUUAAAACAUCAAGCAAUAUUAUGAGAAACCAUCAAUGUGUAAAUAAUAGGGAAACGUACAAAGAUAUGUGCAAUCUGGGUAAAUAUAUCUUUAUAGCAUCAAACUCAGAAAUUCAAAUAAUUUGAUCCAUGUCAUGUGAUUUACAUUGUUCUAUGAACGUACGUACACUGUCCACACAUGUAUAUGUUCUCCUUAUUAAUAUAACACUUUCAUAUGUAAUAUGUAUUUAUGUAUCUGUUAUAUGUUGAACAACUUUGGGGCUUUGGACCUCACCUUUUGCCAACAAAUUUAAUUGCUAUUGAUGCUCUUUUGCAUGCAAAUGUAGUGUGGUAAAAUGUAAUUAUUACUUGUUAUGACUCAUUUGUUAAAUGUGAUAAAUUUAUGUGAUGAAAGUUUUAUGGUAUAUAUGUUUAUCUUAAAGGGACUGAUUCACGAUUUCCCCCCAAAUUUUGUUUCUCUAUUUAAAUGAUAAAAAUCUACAGUCUAACAUGUUUACAAGGUUUUAUAAAAGACGGUUAUUUAUCAUGACAGAAGCUCAUUAUAGAGAGUUUAUUAUUUGUUUUCAAAACAAAGAUGGAGGUGUGUUAUUGUUUAUGAAGUUUUCAAAAUAAAUGGAUGUUGAUCCAAGUUUAUUAUAUAUGUCACAUCUCAAGUAUGCUUUUCGUAAAAUGUGUUAUUUAAAAAAAAUUGUGAUUGUACAAAAUGGAGAUGCUUUAAAUUACAAAAUUAACGUUUCACUGGUUUGUUUACAUAAAAAGACUCGAGUCUUUAUUAACAUAACACAAAAUUAUAGCUAAAAUAUUGCUCUUAUCCUUGCAUUCAGAAGGUCCACAUUUUGGUUGUCAACAUUAAAUGAGUUAUAUUUCUAAUUCUAAAUAUCAAAAAUGAAAAAAUAUUUCUUUCAAAAACGUGAACCAGUAACUAUAUUACUAUAUAUUAUAUUACCGUUGUACAUUCUGUCAAUUAUACCUGAAACUAUACUUAGUUUCAACCGAAGUGUUAAUUUUUACAUGUUGAUUUUGGUAUACACAGCUUGAAUUUAUCAAGCUUAAAUAAACAAUUUCAUUCAACAAACA